Molecule: messenger RNA, 505 nt
Organism: Drosophila gunungcola (fruit fly)
Lineage: Eukaryota; Metazoa; Arthropoda; Insecta; Diptera; Drosophilidae
Product: protein Asterix
Exons: 2
Coding region: 86-406 (106 amino acids)
Biological process (GO): protein insertion into ER membrane
Cellular component (GO): endoplasmic reticulum membrane
Molecular function (GO): protein folding chaperone
Source: RefSeq, a predicted model, not a curated record
GAACUGACAUUCACAUUCCUCGUAUACGGCCCUUGCAAUCUGACCUGGUUUUGGAUUAAAUUAGUGAAAAUUAAAUAAAUUAAACAUGAGCAUCGACCCGCGCCGCAAAGAGAAGAUAAUCCGCUACAAGGCGCCCAAGAACCAGGGCCAAAGUGGCGGCGCCAAUGAGGACAUGAUGCCGGAUUACAUGAACAUACUGGGCAUGAUUUUCUCCAUGUGUGGACUGAUGAUGAAGCUCAAGUGGUGCGCCUGGUUUGCCCUCUACUGUUCCUGCAUUAGUUUCGCCAGUUCCCGGGCCAGUGACGACGCCAAACAAGUGCUCUCCUCCUUCAUGCUGAGUGUUAGCGCCGUGGUGAUGUCCUACCUCCAGAAUCCGGCAGCCAUGACCCCGCCCUGGGCUUCCUAGCACUAAAAAGGAAUAUAGACUCGAUGUCUAGUCUAAUGUAGAUGAAGAUGUAUACUUUAUUGCGUUCCGAGAGGGAUUAAAGAGGGACUAUGAAAACAA